Messenger RNA from Olea europaea var. sylvestris, 356 nucleotides. RefSeq names its product metallothionein-like protein 1. The coding region runs from base 28 to 183 and encodes 51 amino acids. NCBI's taxonomy places the organism in Eukaryota, Viridiplantae, Streptophyta, Magnoliopsida, Lamiales, Oleaceae. The record is from RefSeq and is a predicted model, not a curated record. The transcript has 2 exons. Gene Ontology annotation, molecular function: metal ion binding.
CAAUUUUCGUAUUGGCAGUUGUGACAAAUGUGCCCGGAUGUAGAAAAGAGCACGACAGCUACCAUCAUUGAAGGGGUUGCACCAGUGAAAAACUUUGAGGAAUCUGAGAAAAGCUUCGGUGCUGAAGGAGGUCAUGGCUGCAAGUGCGGAUCAAACUGUCAAUACGACCCUUGCAACUGCUGAUGCAGCGAAAUUGUUCGAAGCCCCAAAAAUCAAUCAUGGGUUUUAUAAAUGUGUUUAAUAAAGAUAAAUAUAAUAAGACAACCUUAAAUUCUGCAAAUUCAUUUACUGGAUUUGUCUGAUGUCUUCCGGGCGUUAAUCUAUCUGUGCAUCUGUAAUUCUUGUUUGCAAUUUGA